Myotis davidii is the source of this 809-nucleotide messenger RNA. RefSeq names its product protease, serine 45 (gene PRSS45). Gene Ontology annotation, biological process: proteolysis. The transcript has 4 exons. Lineage: Eukaryota; Metazoa; Chordata; Mammalia; Chiroptera; Vespertilionidae. Gene Ontology annotation, molecular function: serine-type endopeptidase activity. The record is from RefSeq and is a predicted model, not a curated record. The coding region runs from base 1 to 786 and encodes 261 amino acids.
AUGAGCCGCCACUGGCCCUGGGAGGUGAGCCUCCGUGUGGAAGAUGAGCACGUGUGUGGAGGGGCCCUCAUUGACCACAAAUGGGUGGUGACUGCUGCCCACUGCAUCAAAGGCACCAAAGAGUACUCCGUGACUCUCGGCACCGCGCAGCUGAAGCCCACGAACCCCAGGAUGGCCGUCUCGAUCCAGGUGAAGGACAUCAUCAUGCACCCCAAGUUCUGGGGCCGGACCUUCACCAUAGGCGACGUCGCCCUCCUGCAGUUGCACACUCCCGUCGUCUUCAGCAAGUACGUUCAGCCCAUCUGCCUCCCGGAGCCCACCUUCGACCUGAAGGUGGGGAUGCAGUGCUGGGUGACCGGCUGGAGCCAGGCCAAGCUGCGCUACUCAGCCAACUCCACGCUGACCCCAGAGCUGCAAGAGGCGGAGGUGUUUAUCAUGGACAACAAGAGGUGUGACCAGAUUUACCGGAAAGAGUCCCCCAUCUCCCACAUCCUCCCCCUUAUCUUGGGGGACAUGAUCUGUGCCACCAAUUAUGGAGAAAACCUGUGCAAUGGGGACCCUGGGGGCCCGCUGGCUUGCGAAGUGGAGGACAGGUGGAUUCUGGCUGGGGUGAUGUCCUGGGAAAAGGCCUGUGCCAAAGCACAGAACCCAGGUGUGUACACACGCGUCACCAAAUACAGCAAAUGGAUCAAGAACCAAAUGAGCAACAGGGCUCUCUCAGGCCCCUGCACCUCCGCCUGGCUCCUUCUCCUGACCUGGCUGCUGCCUCUCCUAAUGGGCCCCUGAUCUCCCCCUCCAGAAUGGGGCCA